GUAGACUACCAUCCAAAACUUUACCACGCUACAAGACAAGAAGCUCUAUCGCAGAGCAAUCGUUUGAUAUUUUUGUGUAUUUUGAAGGGAUAGUCUUUAUUCUCGUAUUGUGCCAAUAGAUCUUGUGCUAUAUCUAACGUUUGAUUUUGUUUUUGAACACCUUUUCAUCAUGUCUGAUGAUGACGAGCCUACCGGUUUCAUCAAAAGGCAGAAAGUUAUUCACUAUGGCAGUCUCGAGGAUCGUGAAAAGUCCAGGCUCGCUGCCGGGGACGCGAAGGCGGGUAACGCAACCUCACGUAGUUUGAUCGAAGCAGGGAAGGAAGCAGGUCAUAUAAACAUCACAGAUGGAAGUCAUUUUGACUUGGAGGCCAGUGAAUCUGCCAUGCAAGCAGAGGCCUUGGCAGAAUUUGAAAAGAGAAAACGGGCCAGAACGAUUCAAGUCUCCACUGACGAUACAGAAGUCAAGGCUAACUUACGUCAGAUCGGAGAACCUAUCUGUUUGUUUGGGGAGGGGCCUGCAGAAAGACGAGAACGGUUACGCAAACUUUUGGCAGAGCUGGGCGAGUCGGCGCUAAAAAAGAAAAAAGAAGAGAAACAGCGAGAGCUGAAAAAGAAAGCAGAGGACAACGUAACGUGGUAUCAUCAAGGCCCGCCCUCUCUGAAGGAAGCAAGAAUGUGGAUAGCACAGUACUCCAUUCCAAGUCUGUGACCAACGACUGCAGUCAGAUCGGAGACAACCGACCCAUCUCCUACUGCUCCUUCAGCCCCAACUCCAAAAUGUUGGCUACAGCUUCCUGGCCACAACUGCAACGUGGGCUCCAUCGUGUUCCACCCGGAGGCCACAGUGGGCCUGGAGGACAGCCUGUGCUGCAUGGCUUCCUGUGGUCAAGACGGGACGGUCAAGCUCUGGAACCUGGAAAGCGAGGAGCCCCUGGCAGACAUAGAGGGCCAUGCCCCCUACCGAGUGUCGAGAGUGAAGUAUCAUCCAUCCGGUCGCUUCCUGGCCACCUGCUGCUAUGACAACUCAUGGCGUCUGUGGGACCUGGAGGCCCAGGAGGAGGUGCUACACCAGGAAGGUCACAGCGCCCCCGUCUACGACCUUGCCUUCCAGAGCGACGGCGCCCUCAAUGUCACUGGGGGGCUGGACGCGUACGCCCGUGUGUGGGACCUCCGGUCGGGUCGCUGCGUCAUGUUCCUGGAGGGUCACCUUCAGGCCGUGCUGGCCGUAGACUUCAGCGACGACGGAUACCAUGUUGCCACUGGCAGUGAGGACAACAGCACGAAAAUCUGGGACUUACGGCAGCAGAAGUGCGUCUACACGGUGCCGUCCCACACAAACAUCGUAUCUGCGGUCAAGUUUCAGCCUCACCAUGGGAACUACUUGGUUACUGCAUCGUUUGAUGGAAGUGCAAAGAUUUGGGCCCAUCCGACGUGGGCGCCUCUGAAGACGUUGGCGGGCCACGAGAGUCGCGUGAUGGGUCUAGACGUGUCCCGAGACCUCCAGUACAUGGCCACCUGCUCCUACGACAGGACCUUCAAGCUCUGGGUCACCGAGCACACCGGAGGGCUGUGAGCAACGCUCUGCUGAGUAGUCGAAGUAGUGAGACCUGUGGCUCGUUUACCACUUUGCAGUCACACAGCCAGCAGUACAAAAUACCGCAUCUGGUCACCCAGCCAGGAGAGUGACUGUGCUACGAACUUCUCGGGCUUGGUGCAGAACUGUGCAAGGUGACCGGAACGAACAAUUUUCUCCAGCGCAUUUUUGCGUCAAGUGACCACAAAGUGUUAAUGGGGGAGG
Aplysia californica (California sea hare) is the source of this 1798-nucleotide messenger RNA. Its product is annotated as U4/U6 small nuclear ribonucleoprotein Prp4. Lineage: Eukaryota; Metazoa; Mollusca; Gastropoda; Aplysiida; Aplysiidae. Gene Ontology annotation, molecular function: protein binding; U4 snRNA binding; U6 snRNA binding. Gene Ontology annotation, cellular component: U4/U6 x U5 tri-snRNP complex. Gene Ontology annotation, biological process: mRNA splicing, via spliceosome. The record is from RefSeq and is a predicted model, not a curated record.